AUGAUAUCUUUGAUGGAGAAAUCGAACCAUGUGGAGAAUGUUCCAGAAAUAAGACGCCAGAAACCCGGGAAGAUCGAUGCGCAGCGUCUGGUGCUAUUGGAUACAACGACAGAAACUUCGUUAGACUGGCCGCGAUAUCCGUACGGACCGCAAGCGAGAACGCCAGGAUGGGUCGAGGAGUCCUUCACGGAUUUCGGCAAAGGCAUAAACUGGCGAUCGUAUGUCGUCUGUGACGUCGCCUACCGCAACGUCAACAAUUGGCUGUGGACCCCGCUCAUCGAACGAAGUAAUGCGUCGAGAAUAUACAUCGAAGUGCAAUUCUCCAUGCGGGACUGUUCUUUGUUCCCGGGCAUGGCCGUUAGUUGCAAGGAGACGUUUUCUCUCCUGUACUAUGAAGUCGAUGAGGGUCCCAAGGAGACACCCUCUUGGGAGCCCGAGAGCUACAAACUCAUCGACAGAAUCGCAGCUGAUGAAGGGAGGUUCACAUCGACUAAUCAAGUUAUAAUUAACACUGAGGUCCGCUCGAUACCUGUGACCAAGCGCGGCGUGUAUUUCGCGGUGCGAGACGAGGGCGCUUGCCUCUCACUCAUCGCGCUGAGGGUUUACUACAUAACGUGCCCUAACGUGACGAUGAAUCACGCUUUCUUCCCUGAAACUCCGACCGCCGCCGACAUCACUGCCAUUGUGGCGCGCGAAGGUCGCUGCGUCGCCAACGCCCAGAUGAUUGAGACGCCGAGACUCGUCUGCAAAGGGGACGGUGAAUGGACUCUGCCCACGGGCGGCUGCAAGUGCAGCCCCGGUUUCGAACCCGCGGGCAAGGAAUGCAGAGCGUGCCCUCGUGGAAUGUUCAAGUCGACGGUGGGAGAUGAAUCGUGUCAGCCGUGUCCACGGAACAGCGAAGCUUUAGACGACGGCUCCCCUGAAUGCCAAUGUCUGGACGGAUAUUACCGAUCUUCAAGCGACCCGAAGUCGAUGGCUUGCACUCAGCCACCCAUGGCUCCACAAAACCUUUCGUUUGCCUUCGUUGAUCAGAGCACUGUCAUUUUGGUGUGGAGACCCCCGCAAGACACCGGCGGGAGGCGGGACAUCGUCUACCGGGUCGUGUGCGAGGCCUGCGGCGCUCAAGCGACUUAUACUCCGGCGCAGAGCGGUUUCAAUGAGACGCGGGUGACUGUUUCCGGUCUCAACCCGGUGACUCGAUACCGUUUCGAAGUUUAUGCCGAAAACGGUGUAUCCAAUAUCGCCGGCGACGAACUCCACAAAGCGGAAAUUCUCAUAAAGACAGAGGCAUCUGUUCCGUCCAUAAUUUCAAAGGUCUACGCCCGACCUGUCAGGAUGAACGAGAUCGUACUCAAUUGGGAACCGCCCAAAGGAGGGCCGGGUCUCCCGGACAUAGAGCGCUACGAAGUACGCUAUUUCCCGCGGCAGUUUUCGCGUAACGAAACGGUCGUUCAAACGAACAUGACUCAGAUUGCGAUUGGCAACCUGAAGCCGCGCACCGAGUACGGUUUCCAAGUACGCGUUCGAACCCAGCGGGGCUUCAGCGACUACAGUGAGCCUUUGUACCGGGUCACGGGGCAACUGCAUCCGACCAGUGGAGGCAGUGGAGCAAUCGCGCCAUCGGCCGAAGGCAGUUCGAGCAGUCCGAGCAAUAUGACCAUCUUUUCGGGCGUAGUUGGAGCGCUUGCCAUCAUCGUUAUCGGGGUCAUUGUGUUCCUGUUGUACGUGAAAAGGAACAGCGAUGAAUGCAACAAGAAGCAGCCUAGUGAUUGCGACACCCUCGAGUACCGAAACGGGGAAGGUAAGAAAAUGGUGGAUCAUAGACCUCUGAUGAUAGCGGCCCCCAUGUUUACCACGCCAUUGUUCACCAACUGCGGUACUCUGGGCAGCCGUUUGUACAUUGAUCCGCACACGUACGAAGAUCCUCAGCAAGCCGUGAAGGAAUUCACAAGAGAAAUCGACCGGGAUGCCGUCAGCAUCGAGCGUGUCAUAGGUUCCGGAGAAUUCGCUGACGUCUGCAAAGGACUCCUGCGCACACAAACAGCCCGCGGCGAAAUCCGUCUUGUUCCUGUAGCCGUCAAAACCCUCAAACGGGACAGCUCGGACAAGGCGCGAAACGAUUUCCUCACCGAAGCAACCAUCAUGGGACAGUUCGAUCAUCCGAACGUCAUAUACUUGGAGGGCGUCGUGACCAAGAGCAUGCCGGUCAUGAUUGUUACCGAACUGAUGGAGAACGGAUCCCUGGAUCAGUUCUUGCGGGAGAACCCCGGCCAGUUCAAUAUGGUGGAGUUGGUCGCAAUGUUACACGGAAUCGCGUCGGGCAUGCAAUACCUGGCCGACAUGAGUUUCGUUCACAGAGAUCUCGCAGCUCGGAAUGUUCUGGUCAAUGCUGAGCUAGUCUGCAAAAUCGCGGAUUUCGGACUCUCGCGUGAAAUCGAGUACACGGCGUACUCCGGCAGCGAGGGUGAAUACCGCACAUCCGGCGGGAAGAUCCCCGUCCGCUGGACCGCCCCCGAAGGCAUCCAGUAUCGGAUCUUCACGACCGCGAGCGAUGUCUGGAGUUUCGGCAUCGUCUGCUGGGAAGUUCUUUCGUCAGGAGAGCGGCCGUACUUUAACUGGCUGAAUCAAGACGUUAUUCAGCGCGUAGAGGCCGGUUAUCGACUUCCACCUCCGAAAGAAUGUCCAGAAGCGUUGCACAUGCUCAUGCUUGACUGUUGGCGAUCAGACCGCUCUCUGCGUCCAACGUUCGCGAAUAUUGUUACGACUCUUGAAAGCCUUCUUAAACAGCCUGGAACCCUGCGAAGACUUGCAGUGAAUAACAAUAAGCAACGGGCUCACGGCUCGACGCUCCAGUUGGAAACUGUCGUCGUGAAAGGUCAAGCGACCCUACAUCAGAAUAAUCUCAAUCACCAACAGCAGAGCGCCAUAUACGGCUGUACUCCAAACUCUGUGACCCUCGGCGGCGCCCAUUCAACCAUGCAGUUGCAUCACAACGCGACGAACGCCCGGAGCGUAGAAGAAUGGCUAACCUGCCUAAAAAUGUCCCGCUACCUCGACCACUUCUUGCGUGGAGGGUUCAAUUCAAUGGAUGCUGUGUCCCGCAUGCGGCAGUCCGAUCUCAUUCGGAUUGGAGUCGCACUGGUGGGUCACCAGAAGAAGAUUCUGGACAACAUUAAACUGCUCAAUGACGCCAACCAGCUGAGGCUGUCAGCGGCGCACAGCACGGGCGAUGUGCUUCAAAGGGGGAUGCCCUCCUCGAAAGGGGGCCAGGACGGGUUCCUAGUGUAG
Galendromus occidentalis (western predatory mite) is the source of this 3288-nucleotide messenger RNA. RefSeq names its product Eph receptor tyrosine kinase (gene Eph). Lineage: Eukaryota; Metazoa; Arthropoda; Arachnida; Mesostigmata; Phytoseiidae. Gene Ontology annotation, biological process: ephrin receptor signaling pathway; axon guidance; protein phosphorylation. Gene Ontology annotation, molecular function: ATP binding; transmembrane-ephrin receptor activity; protein binding. Gene Ontology annotation, cellular component: dendrite; plasma membrane. The transcript has 10 exons. The coding region runs from base 1 to 3288 and encodes 1095 amino acids. The record is from RefSeq and is a predicted model, not a curated record.